This is a messenger RNA of Chelmon rostratus (copperband butterflyfish), 1766 nucleotides long. RefSeq names its product glyoxalase domain containing 4 (gene glod4). NCBI's taxonomy places the organism in Eukaryota, Metazoa, Chordata, Actinopteri, Chaetodontiformes, Chaetodontidae. Bases 48 to 944 code for a protein of 298 amino acids. The record is from RefSeq and is a predicted model, not a curated record. The transcript is spliced from 9 exons.
CACCGCUCUGCAAUUCAGACAUCAUAGCAUAACAUCUGUCAACAAACAUGGCUUUGAGACGAGCGCUGCAUUUUGUUUUCAAAGUUGGUGACAGGGCCAAAACAGCCACGUUUUACCGAGAUGUUCUUGGCAUGAAGAUUUUGCGUCAUGAAGAGUUUGAGGAAGGCUGCAAAGCAACGUGUAAUGGCCCCUACGAUGGAAAAUGGAGCAAAACCAUGGUUGGCUUUGGUCCAGAAGAUGACCAUUUUGUAGCUGAACUGACAUACAAUUAUGGGGUGGGAGAGUAUCAACUUGGCAAUGACUUCUUGGGGCUCACUCUACAGUCAAGCAAAGCUGUAAGCAAUGCUAAACGUCUGGGAUGGCCUCUUACUGAGGUAGGAGAGGCUCUCUAUCUGACCCAGGCUCCAGGAGGGUAUCCCUUCUAUCUUGUGGACAAAGAGCAGCCUCCCAGUGACCCUGUGCAGAAGGUCUGUCUCGGAGUAUCAAACCUCCAGAGAUCAACCCACUACUGGACUUCGCUCCUGGGGAUGAAGGUGAUGGAAAAGAAUGAAGAAAAGAAAACAGUGCUGAUGGGAUUUGCAGACACUCAAUGUAAACUGGAACUUCAUGAUAUCAGUGGGACAGUAGAUCACGGAACAGCGUUUGGGAGAAUAGCAUUUUCAUGCCCACGAGAGCAGCUGCCUGACCUCGAAGCCUUGAUGAAAAAGGAAAAUCAGAAAAUUCUCACUCCAUUGGUCAGCCUGGACACUCCUGGAAAAGCCACAGUAGAAGUGGUUAUUUUGGCUGACCCAGAUGGUCAUGAGAUCUGCUUUGUGGGAGAUGAGGCUUUCAGGCAACUGUCCAUGGUGGACCCCAAAGGAAAUGACUUGCUUGAUAAGGCCAUGGCCGAAGAUAAAAGUGACGAGUGGUUUGCCAAACACAACAGACAGAAAGCUGCUGCAUGAGAUGAUGGGGCUUGCCUGGAAAUUGUGCACCAUCAAUUUCUCACCAGUUCACUUGAUGAUGAGUUGCUGUACAAGGCACCUGUAGACAACUCAAUUAUCCUUCAGCUGGCAGUAUGAGAUUUUUUUUUUCCCUGGAAACAUGCAAUGAGGCACAGUUGCAUUGACAGCACUUUGUAAAAGGACCACUUGUUCAGUGUGAUGGACAUUUUUCCAAUAAACAGUGGUGGGCAAAAAGUCAAUUUAACACAACUUAUUCAUAAAAAUUAUGAGCCCACACUUUUGCUUCUGGGCCCCUGAUGACCCUCCAUCAACCACCUUCUGGGCAGCAUGUAUCCAAAUUGUGUUCCAAAUAGUGCUCUAAUUACUGAGGUCACACUACCUGGCUGCAAGAUUUCUGUGGGUCAGUUUAUUUAGGAACAUAUGCCAUGCAAACAUAAUAUUAAGUAAAAUGAUAAAGGCAUUAAUUGUAGAUUUAGACAAGGCUGCAACAUGACAUAAUAAUACAGAGGCUGUCUUAUUGCUUAUGUUGUUUUCAUAGUAAAACUCCACAAAUGUGCAGUUAAUCAAACAACCAAAACCUAGAUACAUGCAGUGUUACUGCAGCUUUUAGGGGUUUGGGACCCUGGGCAGUUGCUUGUAAAUCCAGCCUUGGGUACCAACCAUUGAAGUAUGCGGUGAAAUGCACCAUGAUGCUGUAAGAGGAUGCUGUUUACAGAUAAAUGCAUUCAGCAUCAUGCAAUUGUUUAUUCAUGUGUUUGAGUUACACUGAAUCUUAUUUGCAAAAUUACAUGUCACUCAUGUGGUUGAAAUAAAAUUUGUCUC